GAUAGAACCACGAUCAUCAUCGAUGGCAGGCCAGCCAAAGACAACCGUAAGGCGUCUAUCUCAAGUCUUUGUCGAAAUUCCCUCUUCAGCAUUGCACAAACCCAACAACAAUAGUACACCAACUACCAGUAACCCCGCGCACAUGUCAAGCCGCAAAGAAAACGCGUUGCGCGCAUCCGUCUCUCAAAACACCGUCAUGAACAAGUCUUCCAAACGCAAAGCAGCCGAAACGCACGAGCAACCGGCUAAGAAAACAAAGAUUCAAAUAAAGCCGGGUGAUACGCGCCGUCCCCUUGCAAACGCCACUCCGGACUUUCCGAAUGGCUUUGUUUAUUGUCAUCAAUGCAACAAGAAACGCGACGCACUUCUCACCGUCCAAUGCACACGUGAAGACGCGAAAUCUAACCGACGGUGCAUCGCCAAGUACUGCGGCCCCUGUCUCAAGAACCGCUAUGGGCUCGCGCUUCAGGAUGUCUUGUCUACCAGUACCGCCCCGGCAGGCGAGAAGAAACGGCAUGUAUCGGGCGAGGGGUACUUUUUCAAGUGUCCCCGAUGUGAGGAGACGUGCAAUUGCGUUACCUGCAGGAAGGCAAAGGGCCUUGAGCCCACGGGGAACCUUACUGUCACAGCGCGCAAAUCGGGGCUUCAGUCAGCCGCAGAUGUCCUACUGCAAGAUCCAACUGCGGCUGGCCCGAUGGCAGGUAAACCUGUAUCUGAGAAGAAGUCGAGAACAUCCAAGUCCGCGCUCCAGCGUACUACAAGUACCACCAGUAAAUCCAAGUCCGGAUUCAUUAAGAAUCAUGCGCAUAUAUCCACUCCUGCACCACCUCCAGCCCCGAAACCGCUUCCCAAGGCUCUCUGGACACCCGUCCGUACACAUCUCUCCCUGCACGGAGCGGAAGCCCGCAUCUACAUCCGUGAAUUUGCACUUCGAUUCCUCCCCCUGUCGCGUGCACACCAUGAUGAACUCGAGUUUCUCUCCCGCUCUCACCGGGGUUUUGACGACGACGACGACGACGACGGAGAUUUAGAACCCUGGGUUUCAGAAGGAUGCCUGAAAGCACUGCUGAUUGCAUUGUUAGGCAUGAUAGAAGUAGAACCCAAGAUUCUCUCCACAACAGCCAACGCGCUCCAUCAGCAGGCGUUCCUCUUCAGGAUCGUCAAUACCUUGAGCACCCUGAGCACCCUCCCUUCCCUUGCUCUCCCAUGUCCUACACCCGCUCCAGAGCACCUCCUUGAGUCCGUGCCGAUCAUCAGAACCCGUUCCGCCCGCAAUCCGUCUCACCCGCAGAAGGCCAAUGAAAAGAGCAAGGAAACAGACUGGCCCGAAGUAGUCCGCACCUCACAGCUUAUACCCGUCGUCGGUGCCCUUGUAGACCAUGCAAUACAAGGACAGGCAGUGAGGGAUACAUUGGAGGAGGGCGUAAAGGAAGGAAAAGAAUUGACCAGGGAAAGCGCAGAAAUGAAGAGAGCUUUGGAUCGGGCUGAGAAGGAGAGAAAGGAGAGGGAGAAAGCGGAGAAGGAGCAACUGGAUAGGGAGAAAAAAGCGCAGGGGAAAGACAAGAAGGCGAAAGGGAAAGGCGGCGUCACUGCCAAGGAGAAGGAGAAGGCACCGCAGGAUGCGAAGGGCAUAGAGAACGGACCGACGCAUACGCUGACGCCCCAAACUGCCCUGACCCUUGCCUUAUCCUCCUAUACCCAACGCGUCGCACCACUAGGUCGGGACUCAGAAGGCAGAGUAUACUGGGCUCUGACUCCAGGGCGAGGAGAGAGAGAUGCUUCACGCGAAUACCUUGCCUCCAAUGGUGAAGUCGGGGAACGAGACCAAGGGUCCAAGAUUAAGAGCCACAAAGCCAAGUCGAAAUUACCGUGGACUCCGCCCUCCCUUUCAGAACGCGCGUCACACAAACGAUGGAGCUGGUUCGUAGCUGUGUGGGGUGUGCGGCCGGGUCUUGAAGAGAGACUAGAUCCUCCAAAGGAUGAAGACUACUCAGAAGAUGAUUCCGAGUCCGAGCCCGAACUUGAUUCUGAAGCGGAUGACGAAGAAAAGAGCAAGAAACCAAGGAAGACGAAGAAUAAGUCAGAGAGUUCCAGAUGGUACGCCUUCUCAGACCCCACAGAAAUCUUCAAGCUUGCGGAGUGGGUAGAGCGGAAGGCUGGACUUGAGUCGCGUUCGGGGAAGUCAAAUCCGCGAGUUAUAUCAGCCUUGCCUUCUCGCGCGGCGUCCGCAUCGACGUCCCAUGCAGUUUCGGCCUCAAACGCCAACACGUCAGCGUCCACCUCCCGUGCAGCCUCAUCCUUCGACUCGUCCGCGGAUAAACUCAGUAAAGCCUCGAAAUUUGCCGACUCGCUCUUAGCAAAUGUUAAAAUGAUCCCCUCAUCUGAGACCGACGAGACCGAAUCUGACGCCAGCGAGGACGAGUCCAGUGAUGAAGACCAGAGCGAGGAUGAUGAUAUGGAUGUGGAUUCGCCCGUAGACUUUGAUGACACACCCCGCACACCCCAGCUCCGAUCACUCGUCCGUGAACUCCGAGCGUACGCGGAGCUGUUGAAGAAACGAGCUUAGGUUGAGACAUAUGCGCAGGCCGGGGAUUUUUUUCCCCCUUGGACUUCGCGUGCGUUCUCCCACCUCCGCAUCCAUUGACUUUACACAUCCUGUAUUGCUUCAGCUCCAACAGUAACAUGCUCCGUUUAUUUCCGUUCCAUAAUUGAUCGGCAUCCUACUUUGACUCUCUGACAAUUAAUCGACUCUCGACUGCCUUGCUCAACCAUUGGUCCUAUACAUCAUAUCUUACGAGGUUCCGCAUCUUCAUAUUCGACGCCGCCCUUUUUCCACCUCCGCCGUCUUUUACUUAUCAACCGACUUUGCAUCGCUUU
Messenger RNA from Suillus paluster, 2877 nucleotides. RefSeq lists its product as uncharacterized. Bases 23 to 2566 code for a protein of 847 amino acids. NCBI's taxonomy places the organism in Eukaryota, Fungi, Basidiomycota, Agaricomycetes, Boletales, Suillaceae. The transcript is spliced from 5 exons. The record is from RefSeq and is a predicted model, not a curated record. Gene Ontology annotation, biological process: regulation of DNA-templated transcription. Gene Ontology annotation, cellular component: nucleus.